AUGGAGGUGGAGGUGGAGGUGGACAAUAAUCUUAAAUCACCAACCAUCACCACCACCACCAACCACCACAAACCACCACAAACCACCACAAACCACCACCACAAACCACCACCACCACCACAAAUCCCCCACCACCAUGAGUUUCCGCAAACGCAACAUCGUCAUCAACCGCGGCGCCCCCGCGCCCCCGCCCACCACACCCACCACCACACCCACGGCCCCCAAGCCCCCCACCCCGGGCAUCCGCCCCUCGCCAUCAACGGCCAGCCCACAACGUCGACAGGCACGCCCUCGCUCGACGCGCUGCUCGCCGGCCACGCCGGUCUGCCGCUCGGCUGCUCCGUGCUCAUUGAGGAGCCGGGCACGACGGACUUUGGCGGCGCGCUGCUGCGGUACUACGCGGCCGAGGGGAUCGUGCAGGGCCAUGCGGUCACGGUGGUGGGUGUGCCCGAGGCGUGGGUGCGGGAUCUGCCGGCGGUGACGGGCGCGGUGGAGGCGCACCACCCCUUCACCCCCCUCCUCACCCACCUCACCACAGCAAUCACCACCCACGCCCCCCACCCACACCGCAUCCUCCUCCCCUCCCUCCUCUCCCCGCUCCUCUACCCCCCCGCCGCCGCAACCCCCUCCCACCUCCUCCCCUUCCUGCACGCCCUGCGCGCGCUGCUCCGCGCCCACCCCGCCGUCACACUCAUGGCCAGCCUGCCGCUCGAGCUGUACCCGCGCGCCAGCGGGCUCGUGCGCUGGGCCGAGGUGCUGGCGGACUGUGUUGUUGAGCUGACGCCGUUUGGGCGUGCCGUGAAGGAGGAGGGGGCGCCGCAGGGGCUGGUGAGGGUGUGGAAGGUGCCGGUUGUGGGGGAGAGGGGCGGCGGCGUGGGGGGUGCAGUGGGCAGGGGGGAGGAUCUGGCGUUUGUGGUUACUAGGAGGAGGUUUGAGAUUGGGCCGUAUUCGCUGCCACCGAUGGAGGAGGAGGAGGGGGGAGGGGGUGGGGAGGAGGUGGGGAAGGCGAAGAAGGUGGAUGUGGAUUUUUAG
Molecule: messenger RNA, 1032 nt
Organism: Morchella importuna
Lineage: Eukaryota; Fungi; Ascomycota; Pezizomycetes; Pezizales; Morchellaceae
Exons: 3
Coding region: 1-1032 (343 amino acids)
Biological process (GO): tRNA wobble uridine modification
Cellular component (GO): transcription elongation factor complex; elongator holoenzyme complex; cytoplasm
Source: RefSeq, a predicted model, not a curated record